Lachancea mirantina is the source of this 660-nucleotide messenger RNA. The record is from the annotation of a GenBank genome assembly. NCBI's taxonomy places the organism in Eukaryota, Fungi, Ascomycota, Saccharomycetes, Saccharomycetales, Saccharomycetaceae.
AUGGACGUCAAAAAGCUUACCAAGAAGCAGCUGAAAGCUCAGCAAUUUCGCAAGUCCAAGGAGGAGCGCGGAGAAGAGAAGGACCUUAAGAGAAAGUCCGACGACGUUGCGACUGACCAAAAAGGCACUGUCGAUGAACACGACGAAGCGCCCCGCAAGAAACGUAAGACGAGAAGAGGUAAGGGAGGCAAAGGAGGCAAGGGAUCCAAGGGGAACCGUUUUCUCAUUUUUGUAGGGAAUCUGCCGCGCGACGUCAGCUCGACCGAGCUGCAGGCACAUUUCAAGUCGAGCGCGCCAGACGAAAUCCGUAUACGGCCCGACAAGGGCAUUGCGUUUCUGGAGUUCGAUGCUGAGAAGGAUCUGAAGAAUAUCCAGUCGCGAAUGGACGUGGCUUUGCUACAACACAAGACUCUGGUGAAGGGACGGAAAAUCAACGUUGAGCUGACCGUGGGCGGCGGCGGUAACAGCAAAGCGCGGCUGGAAAAGCUAAAGGGCAAGAACGAGAAGUUCGAGGUUGAACGUCGCGAGAGAACGGCCCAUAUCAUCCAAGAAAACAAACGUAAAAAGACUGCCGAAAACGGUGACGAGAAACGCGCCUCUGGAGUAGAGACGACCGUUUCUGGCGGAGUCCAUCCAGACCGCUUAAAAAAUUUUAGUUGA